Molecule: messenger RNA, 504 nt
Organism: Clunio marinus
Lineage: Eukaryota; Metazoa; Arthropoda; Insecta; Diptera; Chironomidae
Source: the annotation of a GenBank genome assembly
AUGAUUCUCUUCUACAUAGGAUUUUAUCGCCUGUCUGGUAAAUGUCUGCCUGAACAGUCGCAAUUUAAACGUUUGAGUUUUUUUAAAACUCAAUCUGAGAUGCGUAACAAGUCUUUGAUGCGUCUCUGUUUGCCGGUGUAUGCAUCAUUUGCGCUUUGUCAAGUGUUAAAAAUUUUUCAUGCUCGCUGGCUACUUACAGCUGAACUCAAGGUGAAAAGUUUACACAAUUCCAUUGAGAAUUUGAAUAACGCCGUUCUUGGCCUAAGAAUGAUUUUUUUAUUUGCUCGAUUUAACAAAUUAUUAAAAGUAUACUUGAGAUUAAUGUUGUCGUUAUGUUGCAAGUUCAAACCUUCACUCAUAAAUAUUGUAAAAGUUUUAACUUCUCCCACAGAAGUUACAACAUUUCAACUUCAUUGCUUUAUAGGUUGUUGUUUUGUUAAUCAGUUGUUUCGAUUUUACUCAGUCUCGUUCAGAAUUUAUCCCACCAGAAGCUUAUUAACCUGA